UUUCAAUAGUGUUAUUUUAGCAAAUUGAAUACAUAGUUCUUUUGUAUUCUCGUUAUAUUUAACAGCUGAGAUGACAAAAGAAGUAAAUCGAUGUAUACACUUGUAUCGAAUAUUUGGAAUGCAUUCAAUUAUCUUGCAUUGAACAAGCCUGAAUUUUUCAAAUGUCUUUAUCUAUAUAAUUCAUUUUGCCAAAUGUGUAAUUUAAAAAAAAAGAACAUUAAAUAUUUGCUUCUUCAAAUAGCUACACUGUAAAUCGGCAGGACGCGAAUCGUAAUAAUUAUGUUCGGGUGAUAUUUAGUUGCAUAUGAGGUUGAGCAUUUAAGGACAUAUUUAUAGGUUACUAGCUGUGACCAUUAUCUCAAGCUGAGUGAAGUAUUACCAUCAUUCUUUUAUAAAGAUAUACAGCGAAACCAAGAAUUAGAACAAUGGAUGAAGAAUCGAGCUGGCUUCCAAGCAAUACAUUUAAUGGUCUAGACCGUAGGUUAAAUAUGGGAAGUACAAUUGUACCAAAACUUGGUCAAUACUCUCCUCGUAUCCUAGGAGUUGUUGGACCUUUUGUUAGAGGAACCGACAAUAUGUUCUUUGUGACUGCUAAUCAUGUUAUAUCUCAACACUGGAAGUAUACAGACGAAGAUACUGAAACCCGGGAUACUGAAACCCGGGUUUUACUACUUAUCGACAAGCUAGAUAAAAACUACGAAGCAUAUGACUGUGGACGAGUUGUUGCAGGUAGAAGGACUGGUAGCAUAGCAGCCCUGAUACAAAUUAAUCAAGAUUUAGUGGGAAAGACAGAGGAAGUUUUGAAAACAGGAAAGUUUCCAUUUGCAGGAAUUAGUCCAAUAAAUUUCCCGUCUUAUGACAAUAGGAAUUCGCGGAAAAGGACUCAAGUAUAUGUAUUUGGAAAACGAAUCAGAACAGCCACAGCCAAAAUCAUAGUUGAUGACAAGAGAGGAAGGAUCAUUCUUAAAACGGUUGAAUAUAACCUUUUAGAACCAAACGAGGGCGGCGCAGCGGUCUUCAUUGUGGACCGAGAUAAUAUCCUACACUGCAUGGGUAUAUAUGUCUGCGGAUUCGAGGAUAAUGCACGUCAAUUUGUUAUUAUUCCGAUAGAGGUUAUACUACAAAACCUGGGACAAGAACUGGGACAACAAUUAGAAAUAGUUAGUUUCGACAACAAAAGAAAGGAAACCAAGUCUAUAUCAUCACUAGAUCAUACUCGUUUGGAAAUAAAUGACGUAGAAUAUGCAAGAUAUUGGAUGGAAACAAACACACUUCCGGAUCAAGAUACUUUGAAUACCUUAGCUAAAAAGUUUGGAAGGAAGUCAGAAAUUGUAUGGAAAAAUUGCUGCAAAAUUAGUUCCUACAUCAAAAACCAAAGUAAUAAGAUAAUAAAUGCCCUGCCAACAUACAGACCGGAAGAUCACAGUAAGAUUAUCUUCGUUAUCAUCUUAAGGGAUGAAAUAAACAUUAAGGAGAGAAUUAAAUAUUCGACUGUCGAAAAGUUUUUGGACUCUGAAAAGCACCGUUUUGGUGAAGAAGGAAAAUUUGUCAUGUAUGAUAAACUGUAUGAAGAAGCACAUUUGUCCGAAGAUGAAAACAAACGUGUGAAGAAUUGUAUCGACAAGCAUGCUGACAGUUUAAUGAAUAAUCAUAAAUUCUUAACUGUCAUUACUGGGAGCCCAAUAAGAUCUAAAAACUACAGGUCAUCGACUCAGGAACUUAAAAGGGAAGUGUGCCUCGUCUUGUAUGUUUUGAUCAAAGGUUAUAUACCAAUCGACGAAGAAGUCUUUGCGACGCAUUACAAUGACGUUGGUAUCGAUGUUAGAGAAGGUAUGUUUAGUCCGUUCGGGUUAACAGCCAAAAGUUAUCACGAAAACUUGCGGUUAGGAUGCCAGAUUGCUCGACAAUUACUCGGAACUGUUGGAGGAUUUAUUGAAUAUCCAGGAUAUGGCUUAUGUGGCCUGACAUGCGCGCAUGUUCUGUUAGAUUCCACAGAAAUGAGGGGUUUGACAAAUGACCCCAGAGGUACAAAGGAAUGGCGAAGCCCGUCAAGCAACGAGUAUGUAUUUCAACCAGAAAAUGAUGUUGCAUUAGCAUCCAGAUAUGGAGUUGACCUUUUUGUUGGUAGGCUUGUUAAAGCCGUUUAUCGAAAAGGUGGUGGCGGUCAAAGUGGCAUGGACAUAGCUCUUUUUCAAGUUGAACGAAGAUAUCCAAAUUCGGGUGAAUUUCCCCAUUUACAAGACGGCAGUAGAACAGAAAUGAAAUUUUGUUCUGGCUUGUCAGUUGGAUGUUCAAGAUUGAAAUGUGGAGCUGUCAGGAAAUUUGGCGCAACCUCUGACAAAACCGAUGGCACCGUUGUUAUGGAAGCACCAUCCCUGUCAGUCAAAUAUUACAGAACGUGGGAGCAUUUAAGUGACUUUAAGAUGGUAUUACAUAAUCUCUUAGAAGUUAAAACAUUAUCUGUAUCGGCACAAGGUGAAAGGGUACCUUUUGCGGAUUUUGGAGACUCUGGGGCACUAGUAUUCUGUGAUGGCCACGACGGCGAGAUGCUUUGUGUCGGAGUGGUAGAAGGCGGUAUUUCGACGGACACUGUUGCUGUCAUGCCAAUUAUGCCGAUACUGAAUGAACUGAAUGUUCCAGGAUUCAAAAACUUUGAACUUGAAAAAAUGCGAGGAGAUAUCGACGUUUUAAAACAAGCGAUUGAAAGAUUGAAAGAAAAAGAUAAACACAUGAAGGAUACUGUCAAUCACACUUUCCAAGAAUUAAAAAAACAGAUAGAUGGAAUUCAAAGAGCAGUUCAGCAACUAAGUAACAAGUAGUGCAAGUAAACCAUACAUGUAUGUAGCGGUUUCGAUGUGUAACAGAUCGACGGUAUCUAAAUCAUAAGAAAACUUUAAAACGUAAGUGAAAUUCCAAGACACAGGUUAUCAAAGUCACUAAAUAUCUUUGCCUCAGCAUAAAAACUGGUUAACAGCUUCUUUAUAUCAAUGCAGUUAACCGCUUUUUGUAUAUCAAUGUCUCUGGGCGUAACUAGUCUAUGUGCGUAAAGACAAUGUGACAGAAUGACGAUGACAAAUUUGGUAUGAUACCUAUUUAUCAAACUCAGAUUGACGCGGCACCGAUUAUACGGACGGCAGGCUACCCACAUAAACAUCAGUUUACAGGAUCACUCAGCAAUAAAUAAUGACUAGACAACAUACUGGACAUGAUUAACAUAAUUAUUCAUAUACUUCGGGAUGAUGUGAAGUAGAAAACGAUAAUGUGUUAAAUACCUUUUGUAGAUAAUUAAGUUCUGCUCAACCCGGGGUUACAAGGCGUGGAUUUAAACAUGAAUUUCAACCACCGUCCAUGAGCAGGCUCGGUCAAACCUAGCCUGCAGCAUUUUCAUUGUGUCAUGUUGGUCGACGGGUGUAGUUUUCCAUUUUUUAUUUCAUAUUAAUUCAUCAACAUGUAGAGGCAAAAUAAAAAAUUUAUAACGUUUUGGUAUCAAAAUAGCCAAAGUGUACAAUGGAAUAUACCCUGUAAUGAUAAAUUCAAAAUUGAUAAACUAAUUUUAAAAAUUUAAAAUGAAAUGCCAUAACCAUCCCCGGAGUGUUUUAGAAUAUUAGGUAAUUUCAAUGGAAUUGCCUUAUAUUUAAAAAGAAAUCAAGGAUUAAUCUUGUUACGGAAAGGGUGAAUCAAACGAUACGUAUACGUGUGUAUACAUUGUAUGUGGCAUUGUAAACUUUCAAAACAAAUUGUUUACAUGAUUGUUUGUUUUGCGUGUUAUAAUAUGCAAAUAACAAUGCAGAAGUUUCUCUUUUGGUGGUCAACAGUGACUCUGUAUACUGUAGUGACUACAUUAGUUUUAUGCAAUUAAUACUGAAGAUGAGUAAAAAGAGAUUUCAUUCCACACGGAUCAGCAAAAACACAACAUUAUGUACAAAAUCUAUUUUGCCCAUAUUCUAUAAUUAGUAAUGACCCACUUAUGUUAACACCGAUGACAUCACACUGUACACAAUGAAUGUCAUAUCAUGAUUUUGGAUUGUUAUUCCAUCUUUGUAAUUUUUCUAAAUAAAGAUUUUUAAAUUACUAUAA
This is a messenger RNA of Mercenaria mercenaria, 4077 nucleotides long. RefSeq lists its product as uncharacterized. Bases 426 to 2819 code for a protein of 797 amino acids. NCBI's taxonomy places the organism in Eukaryota, Metazoa, Mollusca, Bivalvia, Venerida, Veneridae. The record is from RefSeq and is a predicted model, not a curated record. The transcript is spliced from 7 exons.